GCCACGUCAUUCUAUGUUUAUAGAUUCCUGAUUUCCGAAUUUUUUCGAUUUUGCUUACUAAAAUUGUAUCUAAUUAAUGUAAUUUCGGUAGAUUAUUAUCGUUAAAUUAGCAAUUAAGAACCCCCUGUUUACAUUAAAUAGUAUUAGACAUAAUUUAUAAUGAACAUUUUUAGAUUAUCAGGUGAUCUUGCUCAUGUCCUGGCAAUUAUUAUACUACUUCUCAAAAUAUGGAAAACAAGGUCUUGUGCAGGUAUUUCGGGAAGAUCGCAAUUACUAUUCGCUAUGGUGUUUACGGCUAGAUACUUGGAUUUGUUUACGACGUUCAUUUCGGUGUACAAUAGUGCGAUGAAGAUAAUGUUCAUCGUAGCAUCUUACGGUACACUUUACCUGAUUUAUAUCAAAUUUAAAGUCACCUACGAUCGAAGUCACGAUACAUUCAGAGUGGAAUAUUUGCUAGUCCCAACAGCUCUGUUAGCUCUCGCGAUUAAUCAUGGAUUCACACCAAUCGAGAUAUUUUGGGCAUUCAGUAUUUAUUUAGAAGCCGUCGCCAUAUUACCGCAACUAUUCAUGAUUUCGAAAACCGGUGAAGCUGAAAGUAUCACUUCUCAUUACCUAUUCGCCUUAGGUUCCUACCGAGGUUUGUACAUCAUCAAUUGGAUCUACCGAUACUACACCGAAACCCAUUACGAUCUCAUUGCUAUCAUAGCUGGAGUUGUACAAACCGUAUUGUAUUGCGAUUUCUUCUAUUUAUACAUUACCAAAGUUUUGAAAGGCAAGCGACUGGCUCUUCCGGCUUGAAAGGAUAAGCAAUAAGGACACGGAUUUGAGAAUUUGUAUAAAUGUUUUACUUCGAACGCUGAAUUACUUUCAGAAUGUUUUACCAAGCAUUUAAUUGUUGUUGUGUUGUAGUUCUGUAUGAUAAUUUUAUCGUUAAUGUUUAAAAAAAAACGAAAGAAUAUUUUUAUGUCAUAGAUUUACCUACUUUAUUGUGUAAAUAUCUAAAGCAGUUCGUACGUUCUUUGAAAACGAACUGCUAAAUUUUCUAAACCAAAUCAUUAUCGAGUGAACGAGGUUUCGUACUUCGUUUACAUUCCAUUUGUACGCAGUGCUAUCGUUUUUUUCGAAAAAAAACUAAUCGCACAACUAUUGGCUGAUAAGAAACUUUCAAUUUUCUAUGAAAAAAAAAGUCUGUAUUAAUGAUAUGUUGAAUUAUCGGUUUACUUAGAAUUUCCGAUGUGAGUUUAUAUUGUUAACGGAUAACAUCAAACGAUGUAAUUGCCUUUGUGCGUUCUAUUUAUUAAUAUCUUUUCCUUCCUUGUGCUAAGUAUUUUCCGUAAAUUGUUUAAAAAGUAGACUGAAAAGUUUUUUUUUCUUCAUUGAGUUUCCAUUUAGUCUCGGUUACAUUUUUUAUUUAUUUAGAUUAACGUUGUAAUUCUAGCUAGCCUGUUAUAAUAACGUUACGUAGUUUCAAAAUGUAGUAUUGAGAUGAUGAAUUAUAAAAAUUUUUGAUCGUUAUUCUGAGUACACUGUACAUAUUUAUAGCAAUGAAAGUUUAAUAAUUAUGGUACGAAUGGAAUACCAGAGUUGAGUAAAUUUUUUUGAUUAAAAUUUCUUAAAUUGUCACAUUCGUACUUAAGAGAAUGUCGAGGUAAUUCAUUUUACUAGAGCAUUUGUUUUUAU
This is a messenger RNA of Planococcus citri (citrus mealybug), 1680 nucleotides long. It is a transcript of the gene KdelR, whose product is annotated as ER lumen protein-retaining receptor. The transcript is spliced from 5 exons. Gene Ontology annotation, molecular function: ER lumen protein retrieval receptor activity. Gene Ontology annotation, cellular component: membrane; endoplasmic reticulum; cis-Golgi network. Gene Ontology annotation, biological process: endoplasmic reticulum to Golgi vesicle-mediated transport; protein retention in ER lumen. Bases 160 to 798 code for a protein of 212 amino acids. The record is from RefSeq and is a predicted model, not a curated record. NCBI's taxonomy places the organism in Eukaryota, Metazoa, Arthropoda, Insecta, Hemiptera, Pseudococcidae.